UUCUAUCUGUCUGUAUUUGAUGGUUUGCCUUUAAAGCUAGAAUUCAGUGUGUUCACAGCAGUCGUGUUUGCAGCAGUCGUGUUUGCAGCAGUCGAUACUUCAGCACCAAUUCAGGAGCACUUGGAAAGUUUUCGAUCUGUAGCAGUCAAUCAAUCCACACGAUGUCUCAACUCUCAGGAGAAAGCGACCUGUUUGACUGGGGUGAUAAGUCAGAAGUCCCCCUUGAAUGGGGGGAUCUGCCUGAAAUCCCCCUUGAACCUGAAAUUGACAGCCAUUACUGGGGUUUUCGGCAAAAUGUUUCAGUUGACACUGACGCCGAGCCCUUCGACGGUGAUGAUCAGCAUAAAUCCCACAGAAGUGGAUCAGAUCACCGUGUGCAGGAGGAGAAACUUAAUGUGGAUCAUAUGUGCAGCAAACUCCGAGUGGCGGAGAGAAAACUCCAAGAGCUGCAAUCCAAGCUCCAAGACAUGGAGGACAAUCAGGAAAACUUGCAAGUUAAGUUAAAUGAAGCCAUGGAAAGCAACAGAGCCAUGGUGAAAGAGAAGGAAGAGCAGGAUGCAGUACGCACAGAGCUGCAGUCCAGGCUCGAAGAUAUGAAGAAAGAAAACGAAGACUUGCGAGAAAAGUUUAACGAAGCUGUGACGACAAACACGCACGUGCUUAUCCAGCAGGAACAUCAGCAUGCAAAAUGCACAAAACUGCAAACAAAGCUGCAAGAAACGAAGGAAAGAAACCAAAGCUUGCAGGAAAUGCUUGAUCAAGCAUUGGAAAAAAAAGGAACAAUUCUAAAAGAGAAGAAAGAGCUGAAGAUGAAGCACGUGGAGGUCAAAUCCAAACUGGAAGACAGUGAAAAGAAGCACAGCGUGGUGCAGGCCAAAUUGGAGGACAUGCAGAAACAAAAUCAAAACUUGCAAGGAUUGCUUCACAAAGCCCAGCAGAGCAAUGGAGAUGUCCUCAAAGAAAAGGAAGGAAAGAACAGGGAAAUGCUCCAGAAGACAGAAGAAAGGAACAAAGAGAUGCAGUGCAAACUCCAUGAAAUGGAGGGAAAAAAUGCACAAGUGCUAAAGGAGAACGAACAAUUGGGCAAAUCGCAGAGAAAGCUCCAAGAUGUUCUCCGAGAAUCUAAAAAGAGGAACGGAGAACUAGAGGAGAAAUGCAAAUCACUGGAGCAGUGGAAGGACCAUCUGGAGAGAAUGUGUUCAGAGAUGCAGAGCUGGGUGGAAGCUGUGGCGAGCAAAAAUGCUGGACUGGAAGAGCUGUGUAAAGAUGCUCUAUCCAAAAUAAUGGAACUGCACGAGGAGAAGGAAGAGCAACAGAAAAUGCGCAAAGACAUCCAGUGCAGGCUUCAACAAGUGCAGAGUCAAUGUGAGGACCUGCAGGAAGCACAAAAAUUACAGCGAGUUAAAGAACUUGAGAUAAAGUGUACAACACUUGAAGCUGAGAAUGCAGAAACUCUCAAUGAUCUGCACACCAUCAUCCUGCAGCACAAAGAGCUGCACGAGCGCUGCCUCAAAAAGAAAAAGCGCUUCAAGCGCCUCUGCUGCUUCUUCAGCUGAAUCAAAGCUCGCCUCGUCUGCCACCACCUUCCAUCCAUCUCCUGGACCUUUCUUUCCUCCAGCCAUCCUCUCUAUCCCUUUCUUCUCUCUCCCUCCUUAUUCUUUUCCUUUCACCCCCCCAACCAGUCUCGGCAGAUGGCUGCCCCUCC
Molecule: messenger RNA, 1705 nt
Organism: Archocentrus centrarchus (flier cichlid)
Lineage: Eukaryota; Metazoa; Chordata; Actinopteri; Cichliformes; Cichlidae
Product: putative leucine-rich repeat-containing protein DDB_G0290503
Exons: 1
Coding region: 162-1556 (464 amino acids)
Source: RefSeq, a predicted model, not a curated record